AUGUCAGGAGGUAAAGGAAAAGCAGGAUCAACCGAAAAGGCAUCCACUUCAAGAUCUGCCAAAGCUGGUUUAACUUUCCCAGUCGGUAGAGUCCACAGAUUAUUAAGAAAAGGUAACUACGCUCAACGUAUCGGUUCCGGUGCCCCAGUCUACUUAACUUCCGUCUUAGAAUAUCUUUCUGCUGAAAUCUUAGAAUUAGCCGGUAACGCUGCCAGAGAUAACAAGAAAUCCAGAAUUAUCCCAAGACAUUUACAAUUAGCCAUUAGAAAUGAUGAAGAAUUAAACAAAUUGUUAGGUCAUGUUACUAUUGCUCAAGGUGGUGUCUUACCAAACAUUCACCAAAACUUAUUACCAAAGAAAUCUGGUAAGGCUACCAAGGCUUCUCAAGAAUUAUAA
Molecule: messenger RNA, 396 nt
Organism: Hemisphaericaspora subhashii
Lineage: Eukaryota; Fungi; Ascomycota; Pichiomycetes; Serinales; Debaryomycetaceae
Product: histone H2A
Exons: 1
Coding region: 1-396 (131 amino acids)
Cellular component (GO): nucleosome
Molecular function (GO): structural constituent of chromatin; DNA binding; protein heterodimerization activity
Source: RefSeq, a predicted model, not a curated record